GUCUAGAUGUCCUGGGGCAGCCGCGAAGCGUGCCAGAGAGAGGGGAAAGAGGGAAAGGGAUCGCGUGAGCUCAUUGACGUCGCCCAACAAUUCUGGGCAUCGUUCUUCCAGUGCUCUCGCCCUCGCAUAGCUUCUUACACGCCCAAUACAUCGACAACCGACACUCGUACCGCCACAAUGGCAUACUCUAGGCUGUUUACACCUCGCAACCUUGCCUUCUUCUCCAUGUUCUCACUGGGCGGAGGCUACUUGACCAUGAAGUCCCGAGCGCUUGCCGUCAAGCAGCGCGAACGCGGCGACUAUAGCGUAACCGUGGAUCGCUCGGGUGGCGGUAUCUGAAAUUCAGCGAACGAAUUGGCGUUGUGGCGUCAGCACUGUGGCUUCGGCACGGCUCACAUGAACUUGCAUCGGCAGACUCUCUCUGCAUUGGGCGUCAUUAUGAAACGUGCAGUAAACAAAGAUGACUUCAGGCACACAGCCAACUCUUCUGCCCACUGUGCAAAAAUGUCCGAAUGAUGCGUUGGCUCACAGACGCUGACCGCACGCUUCAAACAAGCCCACUCUCCGAAAGCAAGCAGCACAUACCACCUGACGGAAUUCGGACAACGGGAGUAAUGGUGGUCGGCGGUGAUUUGGCCAGUAACGCGCACUUGUUCUCGGUGAAGGUCGUGCGAUGGAAAAAUAUGAGGAAACUCUGCAUCAAACAAUUUGUCCA
This is a messenger RNA of Paraphaeosphaeria sporulosa, 715 nucleotides long. RefSeq lists its product as uncharacterized. The coding region runs from base 178 to 339 and encodes 53 amino acids. The record is from RefSeq and is a predicted model, not a curated record. Lineage: Eukaryota; Fungi; Ascomycota; Dothideomycetes; Pleosporales; Didymosphaeriaceae. The transcript has 3 exons.